ACACGCUCGAAAGUCAUAACGUUUUGUAGAAAAACUCACCGUGCUGAGGGGAUUUGGAUACAAUGAGAACUUGAACUAAAUUUGUCAAGCCGCUUUCAAUAAUUCCAAAAAAGUAAUUCUUCACCUUAUUGUGUAACCCUGUCCUUUCGGGAAGGAUUAUUCUUGCAAAAAAUAAUCGUGCUCUAUUCCAUGAUGUUCACAUUGCACAGAUUCAGUCGUAGCUUCGGGUUUUGUAUAUUUAGGCGGAAUUUUAGUGCACCGGUUGUUCCGUUUGCAUCUCGUGUAACGCCAGAUGAAGGAAAACCCGAAGACCACAAAACAAAAGAUGUGCAUCGAUCGGAGGAGGGCUUGAAUGAAUCUGCUGCUAAACCGGGCGUUUCGAAUGGAGGGAAAAAUCCGAUAGUUGCAGCUGCUUUUGCUUCAUUGCGACAAAGUGAUCGGGAAACACCAAAGAAGUUUGCUGCUUGGAGCGAUAUCGAUGAGAAAAUCAUUAAUGCUACCUCGGUUAAUGAGCUGCUGGCUGUACCGGGCCAUGUUAGAGUCACACGUAAGCAGGCUUUAAAGAUCGUUUCUAUAUUGGCCGAAUGGAGUUCGAUAAGGAAAGUGAAAUUGACAGAUUUUGAAAACGAUGUACGAUUUGUGCAACUGUGUAGCAUUCUCGGACGAGCUAAUGGUAGGAAUAAUAAUGGGAAUAAAAUCACAGCUGUUUCAAGAUCAGAUGUUACACCAUUGCAUGUGGAUGAUUUGCAGACAGUGCUAGGAGUAACGGCAAACGAUGAGGCCGCCAAGCUGAUUGCAGGUUUGACAAUGCCACAGAUGAUAAGAGUGAUGGUGUCUUUGGGACAGAAAAGAAAACGAAGUACACCUUUAUUGCGAUCGCUGGCAUUCAACAUAAGCAGCAAUAUGAGUAGAUUGAAUUUGAAGGAAUGUGGCGAUCUACUCUAUGCGAUGGCAAUUCUGAACUUUCGCGACUCUGUACUUACUGCCCGAAUCUGUGCUGAUAUCGAAAUCGAAUUGCCUAAAAAUGAGGACAAACCAGCCCCUGUUAUUUCAAUACUUACUAGCUUAAGUCUGCUUAGGUAUCGAGAUACGAGCAUUUUGGAUUCGUUUUCCGAUUGGAUUGUUAGCAAACGUGAUAUAUGCAAGUCUUCACAUAUAAGCGCACUUCUGCUAUCGCUAGCCUCGCUAAACUAUGAACCAAGUAACAUGGAUGCUGUGAAAAUCAAUCUAGUUGGAAGUUUAACGAAAAGUGAUAUUAAGUCGGUUGAUUGGUUGAAUACGGUUUGGGCAUUAGUGGUCCUCAAAUGUGCGACAACUGAACAUUUAAGCUCGGUGUUAUGUCCAGGCUUUUUGGCAAGCUUAGAAAGUGAACGAAACGGUGAAUUGACACCCGCACUCAAAAUGAAGAUAUUGAACCUGUACGCAUAUGCCGAGCUUGUAUUGAAGGAUACGUCGAUAACUGGGAAAAUAAAUGUCAAUGACGCAAAAUUGUAUGUACCCAUCGAUCCAUCGAAGGAAAAACGAGUGCUGAUAGCAGGUAUGCUAGACGCUCUACGAAGUUUAUUGCCCUCGGAGAAUCAUGUUAGGAUCAACAGGAGAACACCGAUGGGAUUCGCUAUUGUGCUUCGUAUCUUUGAUUUAUAUGUUAUGUAUUUGCGGCCAAAAUCGAGUGUUGUGAUUCUGUAUGAUAUUUAGUGUCGAAAUGUGUAAAAAAGUAGAAGGGUCUGAGCCUAGGGGCACGGACGGAAGUUAGCGUAGGACUGUGAUCGUUCAGAACAAUUGGCUAUUUUAAAUGUAAUUCUUUUUGCUGUUCAAAAAUCUGUUAGUUUAACUCUUUUGAAACUCUGAAUAGUAGCCCUGAAAAGGGCCGUUUGUUGUAUGUACUCAUAACCUUCAAACGGUUUGUAACGAACAAAGAAAGACAAUAAGCUUCAGGCAGGAAGUUCAACUGUCUAACUGAAAAUGAAUAAUGAAUAUCAGUGGGACACAUAACGGGCGGAAUGGUAGAUGAAGUAUAUGUGAAUGGGUAAACAAAAAAAUAUCGUCAUUGAUUACAUUG
Toxorhynchites rutilus septentrionalis is the source of this 2059-nucleotide messenger RNA. RefSeq names its product FAST kinase domain-containing protein 4. NCBI's taxonomy places the organism in Eukaryota, Metazoa, Arthropoda, Insecta, Diptera, Culicidae. Gene Ontology annotation, molecular function: RNA binding. The record is from RefSeq and is a predicted model, not a curated record. Gene Ontology annotation, biological process: regulation of mitochondrial mRNA stability; mitochondrial RNA processing. Bases 190 to 1695 code for a protein of 501 amino acids. The transcript is spliced from 5 exons. Gene Ontology annotation, cellular component: mitochondrial matrix; ribonucleoprotein granule.